Molecule: messenger RNA, 1307 nt
Organism: Ilyonectria robusta
Lineage: Eukaryota; Fungi; Ascomycota; Sordariomycetes; Hypocreales; Nectriaceae
Exons: 3
Coding region: 261-956 (231 amino acids)
Source: RefSeq, a predicted model, not a curated record
CCUGCGUCGUGCCGCUACCGAGGUUUUCCCCUCCAUGCUCCAUGCAGCUGUCUCCCCAGAUUCUCACAUGCUGCUCGGAGCUCCAUUCACACCCGGCACACACCCCUCACACCCCCCAGUCACUCAGUCACUCACAGUCGCUCAAGUCACACAUCCAACUAGCCAACUCAGUCAUCCAGCUCUCAUUGAGACAAAAGACGUCGGCAAUGUGCUUCUAUUCCUAAUCAUCCCAACAACAAGUAUAUACCCAGACCCCCGAAAUGGCCCAACCCCCACCGGCCGCCCUCUCCGGCGCAGACCGCAUCCGCGCCCUCAAGGAUGAAGGUGCCGUCUUUGAAGCUUUCGAUGCGUACCCUUGGACAAAGGACAAGAUGUUCAUGUCCGGUCUCUACGCCAUCCUCGGUGAACCCGGCAAGCAGAACCCCGGCGCCUCUCUCGCCGACAUGGCCAUCCACGCCCGAGUCUUCUAUUACGCCCAGCGCAUCGGCGUCCCCAUCGACUUUACCCGUUACCAGGCCUGGGUCGCUCAGCAACCGGAUCGCCAGCCUCCGGAUGUCCUCCCGGAGGAAUAUCACCGCCGAGGCAGCUCCACCCAAGGACCCCAAGCUGAGGCUCUCGACUGGCAACAGGCCGCCCCUAAGGCUGACCUAUACGUUGAUCGCAAGGCUGCUGCCCAAUCUGCUGGGGACCAACCCAACUACCCCAUGGGCUUCGCCGAAAUGCUCAAGCUGCUGCAAGAGGGGAAGCCCGUCCCAGGCAUCCGCCAGAUUCCCAACACCAUUAUCAGAGAUCCUGCCGUGAAACCCGUCGGUGCGAGAGCUGUACCGAGGAAGCCUUGGGAAAAGGAUCUUGCUGCAUCUGCUCCAGUCCUUCCCGAUGUUCCCAAGGCUCUGGAUAGCGAGUUUCCCCCCGUCGAUGACGAUGCCCCUACUUCCUCCCACGCCGGAGCUGCCUGAGCAGAUCCCAGUUCCGCGAAGGAUCAGUCCUACGAAGGACUUGGUGACUAGAUAUUUGAAUCAGUGGCGUAAAUGGCGUUUGGGUUGUUCGGUCGGCUCAUGAUGUUGUAGACUUGGCACAUACACAAUCGUUCUGCCCUUCCCGAAUACCACCUCACCAUCAACCCGAGCCUGAUAAUGGAUAUCACAAAAUUAAUCACCCGUCAGAAUGAGAUAUUGGAAAAAGAAGCAAAACUUGUAUUAAUGCGUCGUGGCUAAAUAACAAAACAACUUCCCUAACCUACUCUCCGCCGCCGUGCCCCAAAACAACAUACACGUUUCCUGUGAUUCAAUCCUCCCAUCCAUCCCCGA